Messenger RNA from Austrofundulus limnaeus, 1661 nucleotides. It is a transcript of the gene acod1, whose product is annotated as aconitate decarboxylase 1. Bases 1 to 1590 code for a protein of 529 amino acids. The transcript has 5 exons. The record is from RefSeq and is a predicted model, not a curated record. Gene Ontology annotation, cellular component: mitochondrion. Gene Ontology annotation, molecular function: aconitate decarboxylase activity. Lineage: Eukaryota; Metazoa; Chordata; Actinopteri; Cyprinodontiformes; Rivulidae. Gene Ontology annotation, biological process: defense response.
AUGGUGAAAGCCACAAUGCUGCACUCUUUUUAUAUUUAUUAUCUUGGAUUUGCAUCUUUUAAACCAAAUAAACUAAAACAUUUAAGAGUAUUUUUGCUCCAAAUUAAUUUUAUUGUCCUGAUCUGUAAUAUUUGCAGUUUUGAACCUUGCAUUUUGGUUGUAACUGGCCUCGUUUCACCUUUCCAGGGUAUUACAGAGAGCUUUGGAGCUGCGAUCCACGCCCUGAACUCCUCUCACCUGACAGAUGGUGUGAUUAACAGAAGCAAAAGGAUGAUGCUGGACUCCCUGGGUGUCGGGCUGUUAGGGAGCCGGACGGCUGUCUUCAGCAAGGCUCUCAUGUUCAGCGAGAUGUUCAUGUCAGAGCAGAGGAGCAGUGUUUGGGGUCGAUCUGAGACGACUCUCCCUCCUCAUUAUGCUGCUUUUGUCAAUGGUGUUGCAGUUCACUCCAUGGAUUUUGACGACACUUGGCACCCGGCAACUCAUCCCUCAGGGGCCGUGCUGCCCGCACUGCUGGCCCUGGCAGAGACCCUGCCCAGCCGGCCCUCUGGUCUGGACUUGCUGCUGGCCUUCAACGUGGGUCUGGAGGUGCAGGGCAGACUGAUGAGGUUCUCCAGCGAGGCCUACAACAUCCCUGAACGGUUUCACCCUCCCAGUGUGKUUGGAGUGAUGGGGAGCGCCGCAGCCUCAGCAAAGCUCCUGGCUUUGUCUCCUGCUCAGUGCAGYCACGCCCUGGCCAUUGCAGCCUCCUCUGCCGGGGCUCCUCUGGCCAAUGCCGCCACCCAAACCAAACCUCUCCACAUCGGGAACGCUGCUCGAAGAGGCUUAGAGGCAGCUCAGCUGGCACUAAUUGGCCUGGAGGGGAACCCAGCCAUACUGGACAUGGACAGCGGGUUGGGGGUGUACUACAAAGACUACAACCCUUCGCCCAUGGCAGGUUCUGGUGCUUUUAGGUGGAUUCUUGAAGAUCAGGAUGUGGCGUUCAAGCGCAUCCCUGCUCACUUGGCUAUGCAUUGGGUUGUGGAUGCAGCUCUGGAAGCUCGUACAAAGCUUCAAGACGCAGUUGGGAACUUUGACCUGAGUCAGAUUGAACGCAUCACACUGCGGGUUCCUCCGUCCAAGUACAUCAACUGCCCCCUGCCUGAAUCUGAGCACCAAGCCAGGCACUCGUUUCAGUUCAACGCCUGCUCAGCUCUGCUGGACAACAAAGUGACAGUCGCUUCCUUCAGCCGGGCUCAAAUCAACCGGCCCGCCCUGAAGGACCUCCUAUCGAAGGUGCAGGUGGAGACCCCUGAGGACAACGCUCCCAGCUUUGACAAGAUGUACUGUGAGGUGGAGAUCAGCACAGCUCAGGGGCUGAGUGCUGCAGCCAGGUGUGAUACAUUUUAUGGCCACUGGAGGAAGCCACUGAGCCAGAGGGACCUGGAGGAGAAGUUCAGCCUGAACGCGUCCUCAGUGCUGUGCUCAGAAGGGGUGGAGGGGGUCAUGGAUGUGGUGGGGAACAUGGAGAAGGUGUCGGAGUGCUCGGUUCUAGGCUCUUAUCUGAAAAUGACAAGUAAUCAGGAGCAGCUGUACAGAACGAGAAUUAUGUAAUUAUUCCCCCAUUUAUCUGAUAAAAUGUCAAAUUUAAAUGUAAAGAAAUAACCAGGAUGUAAAUAUGUAUA